This is a messenger RNA of Astyanax mexicanus (Mexican tetra), 1326 nucleotides long. It is a transcript of the gene rhocb, whose product is annotated as ras homolog family member Cb. Gene Ontology annotation, biological process: small GTPase-mediated signal transduction. The record is from RefSeq and is a predicted model, not a curated record. The coding region runs from base 156 to 737 and encodes 193 amino acids. Gene Ontology annotation, molecular function: GTP binding; GTPase activity. The transcript has 5 exons. NCBI's taxonomy places the organism in Eukaryota, Metazoa, Chordata, Actinopteri, Characiformes, Acestrorhamphidae. Gene Ontology annotation, cellular component: neuron projection.
UUGGGCUCCUCAGCGGCGCAGCGAGCGCAUUUGAACACACUGCGCCAAAGAGUGAGGGGGCGAGUCCGGGCAGAAACACGGCGAAAACACGGCGAAACCGGGGAAAACACGGAGCGCGGACUUAGGACACAACUUUAAAGAGACGGGAGAGAGCGAUGGCAGCUAUCCGUAAGAAGCUGGUGAUCGUGGGGGACGGAGCGUGUGGGAAGACAUGUCUCCUCAUCGUCUUCAGUAAGGAUCAGUUUCCUGAGGUCUACGUGCCCACCGUGUUCGAGAACUACAUCGCUGACAUUGAAGUGGACGGGAAACAGGUUGAGUUGGCAUUAUGGGAUACAGCAGGACAGGAAGACUAUGACCGGUUGAGGCCGUUGUCCUACCCCGACACAGACGUCAUCCUAAUGUGUUUUUCCAUAGACAGCCCGGACAGUUUAGAGAACAUUCCAGAGAAGUGGACACCAGAGGUGAAGCAUUUCUGCCCUAAUGUUCCAAUCAUCCUGGUGGGGAAUAAGAAAGACCUGCGUAACGACGAACACACUCGCAGAGAGCUCGCCAAGAUGAAACAGGAGCCCGUGAAACCAGAGGAAGGCAGAGACAUGGCCAAUAGGAUCAGUGCUUUCGGAUAUCUGGAGUGCUCCGCUAAAACUAAAGAGGGGGUGCGGGAGGUGUUCGAGAUGGCCACCAGGGCGGCGCUGCAGGUCCGCAAGCGCAAGAAGAGAAGCGGCUGCCUGCUGUUAUGAGCCAGCGCUACGUCCACACACACGCUCCUCCUGCCGACAGUCCACACACACACACACACACACACACACACACGCACGCACACACAGUGCUCCGGGAAAAGAAACAACAAAAAUAAUACAACAAACCUUUACCAAACCGACGUCAUCGCUGUACUGUAUUACGCAUUUCACGCAAGCAAAAUGUGCGCGAGAGAGACUGACCAACCUGUUUAUAGAGAAACCAACCAACCAACCAACCAACCCACCUGUGCUCUUAACGUUUCUGUCUGCACACAGACCUGUCCUGCCAUCUCUACCACGUUUUCCUUUCCUUUUCCUUUCCUUUCCUUUCAUUUAUUCUGCCAGCGUCAGCGUCUCUUCAUCUGUGUGGGAGGAAGAUCUGAUCGAUUUGAUUUUGUAUGUAUUUGUACAUAAAUCUUAAGUCUCCUCUCUCUCUCUUUCUCCUUUUCGCUCUUUCUCUUUCUCAAGUCCAUGUUAUAUUCAGGCAUUUGCUUCCUUAUGUAUUGUUUACUUAUUUGGGCUGAAGCCUGUCGGGCAAACUCUGUUACGUUUGGAAAUUGAUCAAGAAUACAUUUAUUAUUCAUUCAAA